This is a messenger RNA of Encephalitozoon romaleae SJ-2008, 519 nucleotides long. Its product is annotated as ubiquitin conjugating enzyme E2. Bases 1 to 519 code for a protein of 172 amino acids. NCBI's taxonomy places the organism in Eukaryota, Fungi, Microsporidia, Unikaryonidae. The transcript has a single exon. Gene Ontology annotation, molecular function: ubiquitin conjugating enzyme activity. The record is from RefSeq and is a predicted model, not a curated record. Gene Ontology annotation, biological process: ubiquitin-dependent protein catabolic process; protein polyubiquitination.
AUGGCAAACAAGGGAGGCUUUUCAAAAGGACUUCUUCUCAAGGACUACAAAAGAAUCCAGGAGAAUCCUAACGAGUAUUACAGUGUUGGGCUGGUUGAUGGAGACAUAUAUACAUGGGAGGUCUUAAUCUUUGGGCCACGAGCGACGCCAUAUGAAAACGGGAUUUUCAAGGGGCGAAUGGUGUUCCCUAUUGAUUAUCCAGGCUCUCCUCCAAAGUUUCGGUUCUGCUCGAAGAUGUGGCACCCAAAUAUAGAUGAAAACGGAAACGUCUGCAUAUCCAUAUUGCAUAACCCCGGGGAGGACGAGUAUGGAUAUGAGUCCCUUGGUGACAGAUGGCUUCCUGUGAGGACGCCAGAGAGUGUGAUACUGAGUAUAAUAACACUUCUCACAUCCCCGAACUGUGAAAGCCCUGCCAAUGUGGAUGCAGCACAGCAUUUAAGGGAGAAUGAGAAGGAAUAUAAGAGGAAGGUGAUGGAGCUUACUGCAAUGACCCUUGAUCUUUACGACAAGGAAGGGUGA